AUGAGCAAAGACCGCGGCAAGAAGCGCGCCCGCGGUGAAACACCUCCUGUUGGGCCUGAAACGGCCUCAGCACCACCGCCAGUUGAUCGUGAACAGCUGAUUAGAAAUGCACCUUUUCAUCCAGCAAAUGAUUCACCUCGCACCAAAAAAGCCAAAGACUCGGUCAACAAGCUCAAGCAGCUUAAUAUAUGGGUUUCGAUUCAACUAAACCAUAGCAAGCUUUGCAUCCCGGAAGAUCCCCUCUUCGACUUCUUCGUCAACCGCAUGGUGCAAGACAUUCGUGAUUCGCAGACCGAGUUAAGAGGCAUCAUACCUGAAUUCAAGAGUAUGACAGCCAAAUCGCGCCUGAAAACGGUGAUUCGCAACGUCUACUCGAAUCUCGCCGCAAAAAUCGCCUCCUACAGUGAUAUGGACGAGGCACUGUCGCUUGUGCUUGUUCACGUUGCACAUUCUCUGCCCACCCCUAUGCUGAGCACACAAGAUAUCGAAGCCAACGUUCGUUUCUCAGCCCAAUUUGGCCGUGACUAUUACGGUAAUGCGCCAGAGCGCUUCCCCCAGUUCGUCACUGAACACGAUCAGAUGUUCAACGAGCUUGAUCCAGACAAAGGUGAAAUUUAUCUUCGAGGCACUGCAAUCGUCCAGUCAAGCGGCACCGGCAAGUCGCGCAUGGUCUAUGAAUGUCGACAUCGAACUCCUCUUCUCUAUGUCUGCAUCCGACCAAUUAGCGCCGAUGGAUCGGCCAUGCAAGGUUAUCCCCUUCCUGAUCGUGGUGUACGUGCCUUUUUCGAAGAGGCUCAGAUGACCCACAAGAAUCUGUAUGACCUUCAGAUAGCCUGCUUUCUCGGCGCUUGGUUCUCAGUGCUUGCUCAACGCCUCGCCGAGCGGCCCACUCAGCAGCAAAAACACGAGUGUCUAAUGCAGCUCAACCAUCUGGAUAAAAACGCUGGUGAGAAUCCUCAACGCACUGACUUUUUCCAAACCAUUUCCGAGCUUGCUUUUGAAACACUCAAGGUCGCUGACAGGCGCUCGAACGAUCAGAAAGACUAUGAUCCUCUCUUUGACUGCUACAUUCGACCGCCGCUCCAUCGCCUCGAAAGCGAGAUGUCAGGCAUUAUUGCUCACAUGCAAUCGCUCAACCCCCACAACAUAGCCUCUCCUACGCCUCCCGUCCUUGUAGCCUUCGACGAGUGCGUGGAGCUCAACGUCGAUGGAGUGGAUAAGGUCAAUAAUCCACUCAACAGUCUCCGCCGCGCAUGGAACUACAUCAGUCGACUUCAAUCCUCCGCUCGAACGCCAACAUUCUGGCUUGUUCUGAUCAGCACCAGUAGCGACGCAGCUUGUCUCCUCCAGGACACUCGCUCAAAAACGUCGAUGAGUGUCCGGCUUUCGGGGCCACCACCUACCUUUUUCGGCGUCGGAUUAGACGCGCUGCUCGCAGAACAGCCCGCACUCUCUCGCGCCUCCGAGGCUUCUGCGGACUCUCACAUCAUCCACUACGGACGACCGCUUUGGAAGACGUUCAGUCCUAAAAAGCUCUGGAGGAUGGCCAAAUUCAAGCUGACGUGUAGCGAAGACUUUUCCAUCUACAAGGCUGCCCACUGCUUCAGCGUCUUGGCGUCUCGUCUCGCGCUAACCCUUUCGCCGACUGAAUCGCCACACUCGGCACUCUUCGCACGACAGAAGCAAUUCGUCGACAGCACAGUAGAUUGCCACAUGCGCAUUGUCACACGUGUUACCAGCGAGGGUGUCAUGCACGUUGAAUCUCCAUCAGAGCCUGUGCUAGCCAUCGCUGCUUCCAAUAUCAUGCUGGCUCCCUACCUCCAGUCAGCUGAGAAAGCGAGAGGCUACACGUACGCAGACAUCCUCAAGAAAUUUCAGCAAGAAUGCUUGCUCGACCCCGCGGUUCCCUUAAUGAUGAGCAGUUUCGGAGAACUUGCCUCUCGGAUCAUCUUGAUGGCUGCUUGCGACGCCGUGCAGCGCAAAAGAAUCGAACAACCCAAGCCAAAGGAAUCGUCGGACACCCAACACGUGGGCGCCAGCAUCUAUGCCAAGCCCGUGCCUCUCGAAAGCGUUCUUGAGAACCUUGCCGACCUCGACGAAGCCAAUCGCACUGCGCUGCGCCAACGCCUUGAAGACGUCUACGAUGCCGGCUCGCGCACCGAACGGCAUGCGAUUCCGUUCAGAGAUCAGUAG
Mycosarcoma maydis (corn smut) is the source of this 2193-nucleotide messenger RNA. RefSeq lists its product as uncharacterized. The coding region runs from base 1 to 2193 and encodes 730 amino acids. The transcript has a single exon. The record is from RefSeq and is a predicted model, not a curated record. Lineage: Eukaryota; Fungi; Basidiomycota; Ustilaginomycetes; Ustilaginales.